Molecule: messenger RNA, 948 nt
Organism: Diceros bicornis minor
Lineage: Eukaryota; Metazoa; Chordata; Mammalia; Perissodactyla; Rhinocerotidae
Product: olfactory receptor 8I2-like
Biological process (GO): G protein-coupled receptor signaling pathway; sensory perception of smell
Cellular component (GO): membrane
Molecular function (GO): odorant binding; G protein-coupled receptor activity; olfactory receptor activity
Source: RefSeq, a predicted model, not a curated record
AUGGCUGAGAACAAUUUCACUGAGAUGACUCUCUUCAUCCUCUCUGGAUUCACAAAUUGCCCUGAAAUACAAAUAAGCCUUUUCUUGAUGUUUCUCUUUAUUUAUUUCUUGAUGUUUCUCUUUAUUUAUCUGUUCACUGUUUUGGGGAACCUUGGACUAAUCAUGUUAAUCAGAAUUGACUCUCACCUUCACACACCUAUGUACUUUUUUCUUAGCAAUUUAGCAUUAUUUUAUUCCUCUACUGUAACACCCAAGGCACUGGUAAAUUUCCAAUCUGAUCAGAAAACCAUCUCCUUUGUUGGCUGCUUUGUUCAAAUGUACUUUUUUGUGGAUUUGGUGUGUAGUGAGUGUUUUUUUCUGGGAUCAAUGACCUAUGACCGCUAUGUAGCAAUCUGCAAUCCCUUAUUUUAUUCAAUGGUUAUGUCCCAGAAAGUGUGUAACUGGCUGGGUGUAAUGCUAUAUACAAUAGGCUUCACAAAUUCUCUGAUAUCCACCUGUGUGAUAAGCAGUUUGUCAUUCUGUGACUCCAGCAUCAAUCAUUUUUUCUGUGACACCACAGCUCUUUUGGCCCUGUCCUGUGUAGAUGCAUUCAGCACAGAAAUGGUGAUCUUUGUUUUCGCUGGGUUCACUCUUCUUAGUUCUCUCCUCAUCAUCACAGUUGCUUACAUUGCCAUCGUCUCAGCCAUCCUGAGGAUCUCGUCUGCAGCAGGCAGACAGAAGGCCUUUUCCACCUGUGUAUCCCAUCUCAUGGGUGUAACUGUCUUCUAUGGGUCCCUGAUUUUUACAUAUUUGCAGCCUGAUAACACAUCCUCCCUGAGCCAGGCACAGGUGGCAUCUGUCUUCUAUACCAUUGUCAUUCCAAUACUGAAUCCACUGAUCUAUAGUCUGAGGAACAAAGAUGUAAAAGAUGCUCUCCUGCGAGUCAUACACAGAAAACCUUUUCCAUGA